This is a messenger RNA of Meloidogyne enterolobii, 972 nucleotides long. NCBI's taxonomy places the organism in Eukaryota, Metazoa, Nematoda, Chromadorea, Rhabditida, Meloidogynidae. The record is from the annotation of a GenBank genome assembly.
AUGCGCCUACAAAAGAUUUCAUCGUUGUUUUUAAGAAAUAGGAGACUGUCGAGAUUUUAUGCUACUUACGGGAAAUGGGAAAAGGAUAUGGAUGAUGUAAAGAAUAACAAGGAUGAAUUCCAUUUCGAACUUGGACGUUUUGGUGAUGGUGAUGUUGGCGCCUCUUCUCGAGUUAAUCUUAUUUCAAAAGAUAUGGAGGCUCAACAAUUGACUUCUAUAGCUACUGUCAGUUCUGUUGGUUUUCGUCUAGUCGACAAGUCCUUUCUUUUUGGCCCUAUAGCAGUUUUUCCUAAAACAACGCUUUCUUGGCGUGUUUUAUCUCCUUCAGAUAUAACACCAGAAUCUUUAGAAUUAUUUUUUAUGUUACAACCAAAGUUGGAUAUCCUUCUAAUUGGAGCAGGGAAUAAAUCCGACAUUGACAUUGUUAGGAGAAAUGUUGGACCAGCAAUUUCUAAGGCGCGGAUUGGAUUUGAAAUUCUGGACUCUGAGGAUGCUGCUACUACAUUUAAUUUUUUAAAUUUUGAAGGACGGUGUGUUGCUGCUGCUCUAUUUCCUCCAAGGGAUUAUUAUGUUAAUGACAAGGAGCAUCAAGCUUUUAUUAGAGAUGUUCGUGGAGGAUUAGAUGGGGCUACAUUUGAUGAAGUUACAUUUGGCGUUGGCUCUUUACUUGAUUCGUUAACAGCUGGUGAAGAUAAACACGUUCGUGCUGCAUGCUAUAAUAUUUGGGGAUUCCGUACAGCUAAAGCUGAAGAAAUGGUUCAAGUAAUUCAUAAGAUGAGAGAAAAUGUAAAACAAAAGUCAGAUGCAUUAUUAGACGAAAAGAGAAAGACGUCUGCAACAGACCAUACUCUUUUGCUUCAAGAAAUGAAAGAAAGGAAAGAAGCAGAAAGGCUUAAAAGAUAUCAGGAGAGGAGCAAAGUACCUCUUGUUGAACUUGGAGAUGAUUCUUCAACAAAAUCUAAAAAGGAAUAA